UAAGUGCACCUUUCUCGAUGCAAGCAAAACUUUUAGUCGGUUAGAAACCUGCGACAGGUAUCAUGUCGCUUAGUUGAUAGUGAAAAGAAAAGUGAAUAGUUACCGGUGUAGUGCAAUACUUAGGAAUUAUGUUAGUGAAAUGUGGUUUUGUAAUUAUCAUAGUUUUGAUAACAAUAGGGCCAGUUAAUGUGAAUGGAACCAUGAUGUCAAUGCUAGACUUUCGGUAUUUAAGAUGUGUUAUGAAACGGGAGUGGAAAUGCCCUGAUAGUGAGAUCAACUUCUUUUUAUACACUCCGGAACGGCCAUACCAGCAGAGGGUUGAUGUAAGAAGGAUACAAUUGCUACCUAAGAUUGGCUGGAAGUUAACGAGGAAGAAUGUAUUUAUUAUUCAUGGCUUCAAUGGUACACACUCGAAGACUCCUAUGUCUUUUAUACGGAAUGCUUACCUGUGGCGUAAUGAUUACAAUGUCUUCAUGGUAGACUGGUCGGAACUGUCAAGAUUUCCCUGUUACUUAUCUGCUCUGGCAAACAUGAGGCUAGCAGCACAAUGUUCAGCGCAACUUUACUCGUACCUAACUCAAAGUGGUGUGCUUGCGAAAAUGAUCACUUGCGUCGGACAUUCACUGGGCGCUCACAUUUGUGGUAUGAUGUCUGGACAUCUCACCGAGAAACAGAACAAGAUUAUAGGAUUAGAUCCAGCUCGACCCCUAGUCUCUGAAUAUGGUUCAAGAGAGUUCCGCCUCAGUCGUGAUGACGCAAACGUGGUCCAGGUAGUUCACACAAAUGCUGGAUUUCUGGGAGAGAGUGGUCAAAUUGGCCAUGUAGAUUUCUGCGUAAAUGGUGGCAGGCUACAACCCGGAUGCAAGGGUCAUGCGAUGCGUGUAGCAAGGUGUAGUCAUUUCAUGAGUUCCUGUUACUUUGCGGCUAGUGUACGCAAGCGCGUACGUAUGAUGGGCGUGCCUUGUGACUCUUCCUGUCCGAAGCAGGGUACAUCGCUACUAGUGGCCGAUGCAAAACCUAUACGCCUCGGAGAUGAUAUACCACCCACAUCGAGAGGAAUGUAUUGCGUUCAAUUGGAUCAUGAUGAGAGUUGCCCUUUUGAUUAAGAACUCAUCAGUAUUUUAUAAUAUUACCAGUUUAAUUGAUAGACUCGACUAUUUAGCUUACAAAUAUUUUUAUUACACCAAUUCAAAAAAUGUCGUGUUAACAAAGUAAACUAUUUACACCCUUUUGCAAUGUGGGUAUUGUUGUUACACAUGUAUUUAAAUCACCAAAGAGUUCCAUCACGAACAUAGUAUGAAAACGUUAAUUAUGACUGGCUGACAGAAAUGCUCCAGACUAAAUAAAAAAAAACUUUCUGUAAAAUUCACGCAGAACGCAUUCUUUUAUUGUUUUUCAAAUUCGGAUUUCAGUCAAUAUUACUUUACUUACUGAGUUGCACUUUAUUUUCUAAGAGAUGUGAUAAAAGGAGUGUUCAUCUCGGGAGCGACAGUAUUUAAAACUUGAGAUUUGCCCUUUCACACCCAUUCACGUCAUUCAAGGAUUCAAAAUACUCUUUAAUACUUGGCAAAUAGUGUUGUAUAUGUUUUGGGUCUCUUAAAUUUAAAGCCCAGCUAAAAUAAAUGAGCUUUAAAAACCAUGACGAUUUUAGUACAAUGUUCGUUUCGUUAAUGAAUUAACAGUUCCAUAAAAUGUAGUACUAUUUUUGCUAUGCCAACUUAAAACAUUUGCUUACUGAAUAGAGUAUUUGUUUUGUGACUUAUUUCCAUCAAACAUUAAAAUUGUUAAUAAAUCAUUAGAACAUUUAAUGGAGAGCCGUGUUGUCUAAUGGAUUCGUGCGAAUUCGGCUUUCUGUACGUUGAAGAAAAACAUCGUAAAGAAACUAGGCAUUCGGGCUGAUCACACCUAUUACCUGACCACACCUGAUACCCUGAUAAAAAAUAUUAUGAAACAGAUACACAAAUCUAA
Pieris brassicae (large cabbage white) is the source of this 1968-nucleotide messenger RNA. RefSeq names its product phospholipase A1. Gene Ontology annotation, molecular function: lipase activity. The coding region runs from base 129 to 1106 and encodes 325 amino acids. The transcript has 8 exons. The record is from RefSeq and is a predicted model, not a curated record. NCBI's taxonomy places the organism in Eukaryota, Metazoa, Arthropoda, Insecta, Lepidoptera, Pieridae.